CUCUCAAUUCUCUCUCUUUCACUCUCUCUUCCUCUACUUUCUCUCCAUCUCCUCCAAACCUCAGCUCCGCCACCACCACCACCACAAUGGCGGAAGAACCUCAAUUCGCCUCCACCAGGCCUUCCUCCGACAACAACAAACGAAAGUAUGAAGACUCAUCACCACCAGUACCAACUUCCACAGGUCCACGCCGUCCAACUGGUUUCUCAGCACCAAUUAUCUCCUCCGUCUCACCACCAGAUUCCACAAACCCUAACAACAAUCCACCUUCUUACAACAAUGUUCCACCACCUGCUGAUGAAAUCCAAAUAGCUAAACAAAGAGCUCAGGAAAUCGCUGCUCGUCUCUUCAACAGCGCUGAAGCUAAACGUCCAAGGAACGAAAACGGUACUCCAAUUGAUGAUCCUAAUGAUGUUCCUCCUAGUAAAUCCGGUUUCUCUUCUCCUCUUCCACCAUCAGAUCAUUCGUCGUAUAAGAGUAGUGGAUUUAGUAAUUCAGCUUCACAAGUAGGAAGAAUGUCUUCGCCUGGGUCGAUACCGGUUUCGUAUGGAUUUCAGAGUUCGAGUAAGAAGAUUGAGAUACCUAAUGGGAGAGUUGGUGUUAUUAUUGGUAAAGGUGGUGAAACCAUUAAGUAUCUUCAGUUACAGUCUGGAGCUAAGAUUCAAGUAACUAGAGAUAUGGAUUCUGAUCCACAUUCGCAGACUAGACUUGUUGAACUUAUGGGGAAUUCCGAACAGAUUGCUAAGGCUGAGCAGUUGAUUACUGAUGUUCUGUCUGAGCAGGCCGAAGCGGGAGGUUCUGGUCUAGCAUCAAGGAGAUUCACUGGACCACCUGCAGCCGGGGCAGGCCAAUUUCAAAUGAAAGUUCCAAGCAACAAGGUUGGUUUGGUCAUUGGCAAAGGAGGAGAGACGAUAAAGGGUAUGCAACUGAAUUCAGGAGCUCGUAUUCAGCUGAUUCCAUUGCAUCCACCUCCUGGUGACACAUCAACAGAAAGGACUGUGUACAUUGAUGGUACAGAAGAACAGAUUGAAGCUGCAAAACAAUUGGUCAAUGAAGUGAUAAGCGAGAACCGUGUUAGGAAUUCUUCAAUGGGUGGAGGGUACUCUCAGCAAGGUUACCGCCCUCCUCGACCUCAAUCAAGUUGGGGUGGUCCACCUGGCACUCAGUCUCAACAACCCGGAUACGGCUACAUGCAGCCUGGAGCAUAUCCUGGUGCCCCACCUCCUUAUUCUCAGUCGGGUUAUGGUGGGUAUCCCCCCCAAGCAUCUUCAGGAUGGGACCAAAAUUCUGCUCCACCAAGUCAACAAACAGCACAAGGCAGUGGAUACGACUACUACAAUCAGCAAUCUCAGCAGCCACCUGCUACUGCUGAUAACUCUGGUUAUAAUUAUGGUCAGCCAGCAGCUCCUACUUAUGGGCAACAACAAGCGUCUUACGGGGAAUCUGGAUACGCUCAACCAGCUGGUGGUCAGCAAGGAUAUCAACAGGAGGAUUAUAAUAGUGGUGGUUAUCAUGCUCCAGCCUCUCAACCAGGGUAUGGUCAACAACCAGCGUAUGAUCAGCAAGGUUAUGGUUCAGCACCUGCUUAUGGAACUUCAGCUCAAGAUGCAGCUGCACCUGCAGCUGCACCUGCAGCUGCAUAUGGAGCAGCCCAGGGUGCCCCUACUCCAGCUCAGCAAGCCCCACCAGCGGCAGGAGCAGGCUAUGCUGGUCAACAGUCUAGCAGCACUACUGCAGUAAGCUACCCAUCUCAGCCAGGUUAUGGAGCACCCCCAACAUCCCAACCAGGUUAUGGAGGUCAGCCACCAGCACAAACUGGAUAUGCUCAGCCUAGCUAUGGACCAUCACCUGUAGGACAAAAGCCACUACCACCUGGUCAAGCAGCUUAUGGUCAGUCCCAGCCACCUUCAAGUGGCCAAGGAGGUGCCUAUGCUCAGACUCCUGCGCAAACGGGAUAUACACAGCCUCCAACUACUGCUCAGCCAGGAUAUUAUGGUGCACCAGCUGGAACCCCACAGGCAGGUUAUGGAGCACAACAGCAGGCCUAUGGAGAGGCUUAUGGGGGUUAUUCACAGCCUGCCCCUGCAUAUCCAACCGAUAGUAGCACCGGUAAUGGUCACGGGUCCUAUGAAUCUUCAGCACCUAGAGGUGCCCCACCUGCACCACAGAGCGGAGUUGCAAAGGCCGCACCUCAAAGUUGAAGGUCUGGUCUAAUCUUGUAAGUUCUUUCUUAGAUUUUCAUUAGUUCUUUUUGUUUUGUUUUUGGCUUGUUUUGUUUUCCUGGAUAUGAAUUGGUUGGGAGAUUUUUGUAAUGAUAUGUUUCAGCCAUGGAUGUCACUCGUCGAGGUAUUUGAUGAUUAUUCUUGUGGCUUUUGUUA
Papaver somniferum (opium poppy) is the source of this 2378-nucleotide messenger RNA. RefSeq names its product far upstream element-binding protein 1-like. Gene Ontology annotation, biological process: regulation of gene expression. The record is from RefSeq and is a predicted model, not a curated record. Gene Ontology annotation, molecular function: mRNA binding. The transcript has 6 exons. Lineage: Eukaryota; Viridiplantae; Streptophyta; Magnoliopsida; Ranunculales; Papaveraceae. Gene Ontology annotation, cellular component: cytoplasm. The coding region runs from base 87 to 2201 and encodes 704 amino acids.